GGAUUUUCCAUGUGGCUUUUUUCUUGCUGCCCUUGAGCAUCCAGGGCAUAGCCGCGCGCCUGCAGAAGUGAGCUGAAGUGCAAGAGAACCAGGGCGCUGUCCCGCCGCCGCCUGUCGAGCGGCCAGUGACAGUGAGAAUACCUGGAAUGAAAAGUCAACAGCGGAUAACAGAAAAGACGCCAACUCCUUUGAAGGCAGUGACUCAACGUUACUGAGAAAGAGGCUUUUCAGCACUGUUUUAUCGGGCUCUGAUUCACUGGAAUAUUUAUACAUAUACACUUCUCUGCAAGUUCGUUCCGGAUGACUUAGGACUGCAGUGACUGGGUGUGUUUGCAGCACUGUGACUGAUGGGUCUGCAUGGGAGAGCUUUCCACGUGGGCCCAGGGAUUGCUCUGACGUUCCCAGUGGAGACCGUGCACUGAGGGCUGAGUGCUUUCCUGUUCUUCCCGCCCUUGACAUUCAUUCAGGGGACUGGCAAGCCUGAGGGGGGAUAUGGAGCGAAGAUUUUUUCCUGUAGCUCAGAGUGCGUGACAUGCGAGCCCAGCAUGUCCAUCAGAAGCCCAUGGACUUCAGCGUCGGUGUGGUCACUCCUCCACGCGUUCACACGUGCUGAGAAUACAGUUUCUGGAUGUUUCCGCGAGACAGUCGGUUUGAUUUGGUCCCACUAGGAACUUGGACCCGAUCCAGUCCCCGCACGGCCGUCCCCUGCGCACCCUUCCGCCCCUCCACCGCGCCUCCUUUUCGCCCGCUCCCCUUGCCAUGCACGUGCGGGCCGGGACUGGGCCGCUGCUUGUCCUGCUGCUGCUGCACGUGGUCACCCGCGCCCUGGGCCAGUACGACCUGUGCAAGUCGCUGGUGAACACGGACGACGGCGCAGUAUGGGAGGAGUACGCGUGCCAGCCCAAGAGCAGCUCCAUGAAGGACUUCAUGCGCAUCCGCGUCGAGCCCCUCGGCGUGACGUGCGGGAACCCGCCCGAGCGCUUCUGCACGCUGGAGAACCCGUACCUGUGCAGUGAUGAGUGUGACGCCUCCAACCCAGACCUGGCCCACCCUCCCCAGCUGAUGGCAGACCGCGAGCGUGGCGGUCUGAUCACAUACUGGCAGUCGGUCACCUGGAGCCGCUUCCCGGAGCCGCUGCUGGCCAACAUCACCCUGACCUGGAACAAGACCUUGGAGCUGACCAACGACGUGCAGGUGACCUUCGAGUACGGCCGGCCGACCGUCAUGGUCCUAGAGAAGUCGCUGAACCACGGGCGCACCUGGCAGCCGUACCAGUACUACGCCGACGACUGCAUGGAGGCGUUCAACAUGCCGGCCAAGCGCGUGCAGGACCUGGCGGCCGCCAAUGCCACGCGCGUGAUCUGCACCGAGCGCUACUCGCGCUGGGUGGGCUCCAAGAGCGAGAAGGUGGUGCGCUUCGAGGUGCGCGCGCGCCUGGAGAUCUUCGCCGGCGCGCGCAUGGCCAACGCCGAGGCGCUGUACAUGCGCAUGGAGAACGCCAAGGGCCUGCGCGACUUCUUCACCUUCACCAACCUGCGGCUGCGCCUGCUGCGGCCCGCGCUCGGGGGAACGUACGUGCAGCGCGAGAACCUGCUCAAGUACUUCUACGCCAUCUCCAACAUAGAGGUGCCAGCCAGGUGUAAGUGUAACCUGCACGCGUCGCAGUGUGUGUUUACGGACGGUAACCUGCAGUGUGUGUGUGAGCACAACACCACCGGGCAGGACUGCUCGCGUUGCAAGAGGGGAUUCAAAGCCAAGAGCUGGAAGCCAGGCUCCUACCUCCCCACUCCCAAUGGCACACCAAACACAUGUGCUCAGGCUGGCAUGUCGGCUGGUUCCACGAAGAGAGUGUCAUCGGAUUCUGUAGCCAUAGAAACCACAUCUUCUAAAGCCACUACUCUGGCUACAACAACAACAACCACUACUACCACAAUAGCUACAACUACCACUACUGUCCCUACGACAACCACGGCCUCAAGCACUAUACUGCUUGUGACCACCACUCAACAGCCUACAACAGACUCUGCUGUGAGCUCCACAGCUCAGCCUGAUCUGUCCCAAGCGACUGACCUUCCUGCUGCCUGGACAGACUCUGCUGUGAGCUCUGCAGCUCAGCCUGACCGGUCCCAAGCAACUGACCUCCCCACGACCCUCCCAGACACUGCUGUGAGCUCUACAGGUCAGCCUGAUCUGUCCCAAGAAACUGACCCACCCGCCACCAUCACAGACUCUGCUGUGAGCUUGACAGCGCAGCCUGAACUGACCCAAGAAACUGACCCCCCCGCUACCAUUACAGACUCUGCUGUGAGCACCACGGCUCAGCCUGAACUGACCCAAGUGUCUGACCUGCCUGCUACCGUCACAGACUCUGCUGUGGGAUCCACAGCGCAGCCUGAACUGUCCCCAGAAACUGACCCACCCGCUAGUGUCACAGACUCUGCUGUGAGCUCUACAGCGCAGCCUGAACUGACCCAAGAAACUGACCCCCCCGCUACCAUUACAGACUCUGCUGUGAGCACCACGGCUCAGCCUGAACUGACCCCACAAACUGAACCACCCGCUAUGAUCACAGACUCUGCUGUGAGCACCACGGCUCAGCCUGAACUGACCCAAGUGUCUGACCAGCCUGCUACCAUCACAGACUCUGCUGUGAGCUCUACAGCGCAGCCUGAACUGACCCAAGAAACUGACCCCCCCGCUACCAUUACAGACUCUGCUGUGAGCUCUACAGCUCAGCCUGACCGGUCCCAAGCAACUGACCUCCCCACGACCCUUCCAGACUCUGAUUUGAGCUCGGUAGCUGACCCUGAUCCAUCUCCGGUCACUGACACCACUCCCACUCCCACAGAUGCAUCAGAGAGCCCCCCACCAUCUACAGUGGCCCCUUACACAGAACCACCCCCCACAGACCCCCCACCAACCACAACCCCAGCCCCGCCCCCUGAACCCACUGCAAUAGUCGACACAGCCCCUCCCACAACUCAGCCCCCGCCCCCAACACCACCUCCACCUCCACCCGCAACCACACCCGCUGCUACCGUGGCAUCUACCACAGCUGCCCCUAGUGAGGCUCCUUCCAUUGACACAACAACCCCAGCCAUCCCAGAGGCCCCAGAGCCCAUGGUAACAACCCCAGCCAUCCCAGAGGCCCCAGAGCCCAUGGUAACAGAGGCGCCAGCACCUCUGGAUUCUCAAACGUCUGCAGCUGAGGAUGUUGGGAAGCAGGAGGAGAUUAAACCAGAACCUGGAGACAACACCCUCCCAGAGCCUGAGGAAGAGGGCGCGAGUGAGGGAGAGAAGAGUGUGGAGCCGGUGGUCUCCGAGGAGAAAACAGAAGGGAAAGAGAUGGAGAAAAGAGAAGAAGUGGGUCCUUCAGCUUCAGAGGAGAAACCUAAGGAAGAGGGGGAGGCCUCAAAGAAGAAGAACAAUAAAUUGAUUGUGGAGUCGGAAGAGGACAAGCUGUACACAAAGAAAGCUAUCUUAAAGUUCCUGCUUGCAGAAGGGCCCAAGCCUAAACUACUCAAGGGAAUCAUUUAUGAUGACUUUAAAGACUGUGAAUGCUAUGGCCAUUCUAACCGGUGUAGCUACAUAGACUUCUUAAACAUUGUGACCUGUGUAAGCUGUAAGCACAACACCCGUGGCCAAAACUGUCAACAUUGUCGGCUCGGAUACUUCCGGAACGCCUCUGCGGAGCUGGAUGAUGAGAAUGUCUGCAUUGAGUGUAACUGCAAUCAGCUGGGCUCUGUGCAUGACCGCUGCAAUGGCACGGGCUUUUGCCAGUGCAAGGAGGGUGCUGGUGGAGCCAAGUGUGAUGAGUGUGUCCCAGGGUUCUUCUGGAGGCAGGGCUGCAUCCCGAAUGUGUGUGACGAGACACUGCUCGUGUGUCAGAACGGCGGCACCUGUCUGCAGAACCAGCGGUGUCUGUGCCCGUCGGACUUUAAGGGUGCGCUGUGUCAGCAGUCUGUCUGCGAGGGGGACAAGAAGUGCAGCGGCGCGGCCACACUGACCCCGAGCAUAGCAGCCCUGCUGUGCCCGCUGCUGUACCCGCUGCUGAAGGCCGCCCGCUUUGUGUCCUGAGCAACACCCGCAGAGAUACAGAUACACAGAGAGAGAGAGAGAGACAGAGACAGAGACAGAGAGAGAGAGAAAGAAAGAGAGAGAGAGAGAGACAGAGACACACAGAGAGAGAGAGAGAGAGAGAGAGAGACAGAGAGAGAGAGAGAGAGAGACGCUCAGACAAGCCAGCUCAACUAGAGUGGAGUUGUCAUCCAAUACUUCGAAGCACUGAAGGAGUGAGGACUCCCUCUACUGGCGAGGACUGGCACAUGGGAGGACUUCAACUUCUGCUUAACUGUUGAUUCUGACUAAAAAUGCUGCUCUUCAUUCACAAGCUGAUUGGCUUACCAGGGAGCAAUGGACAUGUCCUGUUCCCAGAGCUGGAUUUAAAACCAGGUUUACUUUUUUUUACGGAGAGAACAGAUAAAAUGACACAAGCCAAGGUUCUCCCUCCUCUGUGGCAGUUCUGUGGGAGUUUUGUAUUCUAUAGUAUGUACUGCAAACCACCAAUCACAGUCAACAAACCUACAAAUACUAUUGCAAUAUUUACAAAGUGACCAUUUAUAUUUUAGUCACAUAUUCCCUGUUUGCAAUAGGAGUGAAUGUUACCUCUUUUGGCUAAAGUCUAUCUUUUUUUUAUAAUCAAAGUUUUUAUUGUUUUUCCAUGUGAGAAACACAUAAUAUAUCUGUCACAUUUAACAACAUGUAACAGUACUAAACACACACCAUACAGCAAUCUACUACUACCACUAAACUAUACAGGAAAUGAGACCAGACCUGGUAGAAUUUACCCCCACCAGGCUAAAGUCUAUCUUGAAUGAGUAUCAGGAAGCACACCAAACAGGAAAUGUAAUGACAUAGCCAACCUAGAGAAAAUUUCAUAUCUGAAGGCAAGAUGGCUGUCGGGAAAAUAUUUAAGAGUUGUACAAAUUUUGUUUUCUUAAUUUUUGUUUUCCAUGAAUUAUUGUUUUUGUUUGGGUGUGUAAUAAAGGUGGCUUUGAUUUUCACAA
Alosa sapidissima (American shad) is the source of this 5066-nucleotide messenger RNA. RefSeq names its product netrin-G2. Bases 760 to 4077 code for a protein of 1105 amino acids. NCBI's taxonomy places the organism in Eukaryota, Metazoa, Chordata, Actinopteri, Clupeiformes, Clupeidae. The record is from RefSeq and is a predicted model, not a curated record. The transcript is spliced from 27 exons.